GUGGUUACAGAGAGAUCAUUUCCUUCACUCCGCUUACCUAUGAAACAAACGAAACCCGUCUAUAGUCUUAAUGUAGACGGCUGCUGUUUUCAAAUAAAACAAUUAAACGAGCAAAGGUAACUAACCGUAAAACAGCUUGACGAUGGAGGCAGCGCCAGGCGGUCUCGGGCGCUGUUCUUGCGCGUUCUGGCUCGCGGUGGCUUUCGACAUUUUUGGUCUCAUCAUAUUAUUACUCGGCGUGUUCGGAGACUUGUUCUUCUACGACUUCUUGAUAUAUGCAGGAGCCAUCAUCAUUUUCCUGAGUCUCAUUUGGUGGGUUUUCUGGUACACGGGUAACAUCGAGGUGCCCCCCGAGGAGCUUGAGGACGAUGUGGGUUUGCUGAAGAAGGGCAGAGGUUUGGCAGGAGUUGUCAGGAGGUUCUCCAGCCGCCUCUCGAGCGGAGUGCGAAACUCUUUCAGGAGAAACGGGGGACCGCGUGGUCAAGGUGCAGUGGCCGGCCAAGCAAAGCACAGGAGAGAUGGAGGUCAGGCCCCAGUGGCCUUUGCAAUGACCCCUCAGGAUAAUGUGAGCACUUUGUCUGCGACAGUGACCGCAGGAGACACCCUCAGAUCAGAAACACAGGCCAUAUGAACAAUCACGUACAGGUUACAGAAGAGGAUAUUCAACCAUAUGGCGCUGCUGAAGUGGACUUUUGUUUUUCUCUCCUGUUGAAAUAUUCAUUGUUUUUAUUGAAAAUGUUUACAAUUGAAUUAGGUUUUGUACUACGUUUAUUUGAUUGAUUUUGUGUUCCGUGCUUUGUAUUAUACACUAUUUUGAGAUUAUGCACUGGUAAGAAAGGCUUUUUGGCAAAAUAAAUACAAUUAUGUAUUUUCCUA
Messenger RNA from Carassius gibelio (silver crucian carp), 876 nucleotides. RefSeq names its product transmembrane protein 238-like. Bases 143 to 631 code for a protein of 162 amino acids. The record is from RefSeq and is a predicted model, not a curated record. Lineage: Eukaryota; Metazoa; Chordata; Actinopteri; Cypriniformes; Cyprinidae. The transcript has 2 exons.